UUCUGUUCAAGAGAGGCCCUGCGAGAAAAAUUUGAUAUUUUAACUUUUUUUAUAUUAAGAAUACCUAACAUGGAAUUUUAUAGCGUUUGAAAAAAAAAAUGUCUAAAACUAAUUCAGAUUUAUUUUCAACCGCAUCUUUCGAUAAAAAUUCAAAAAAAGACGUUCCACAAUGGCUUGAAGAUAUAACGGAGAAUAAAAAAUCAGUUGAAAUCGAAGGUAUUGGCACUGGUGAUGCUCCAAACAAAACUCCAAAUAAAACUUAUCAUGAUCCAUUAGCAAAUUUAACAAAUGCUGAAACAAUUGCACAUUUUGAAAAAAGUUUAAGUGUUGAAAUACCAACUCAUUUAUUACCCCUGGCCAGUUCACAAUCGAAUAAUGAUUUAGGCUCGAUAAAUACUAACAACAGCAAAACAAGUCAAUCAGCAAAAUAUGGACGUCGUGCAUCAAUUCAAUCACAACCUACAUCAGAUUUUCAGACAUCAUCUUCAGCUCACACAAGUCCGUUUCAUAAAAUAUUGAGUGAUACAUCAGAAAUAUUUGUUAGUAAAUCGACAAAGAAACUUGAAAAUUAUAAAAUAUGGAAUCCUUUACAGUAUUUUUCGAACAAAGCAGGUGGUGAGAAUUGAUUUUCUUUUUUCAUAAGUGGAUAUAGAUA
Molecule: messenger RNA, 655 nt
Organism: Chrysoperla carnea
Lineage: Eukaryota; Metazoa; Arthropoda; Insecta; Neuroptera; Chrysopidae
Exons: 3
Coding region: 99-626 (175 amino acids)
Source: RefSeq, a predicted model, not a curated record